Molecule: messenger RNA, 2072 nt
Organism: Acromyrmex echinatior (Panamanian leafcutter ant)
Lineage: Eukaryota; Metazoa; Arthropoda; Insecta; Hymenoptera; Formicidae
Product: angiotensin-converting enzyme-like
Biological process (GO): proteolysis
Cellular component (GO): plasma membrane
Molecular function (GO): peptidyl-dipeptidase activity; metallopeptidase activity
Source: RefSeq, a predicted model, not a curated record
CUGUAUAAGAAUGUUUUGUUGAGAAUGAAAAACAUCUUAAAAUAUAUACAAAGAGGUUUGUCAUGUCAAUUACUGAUGCAACGAUAAAUUUACUACAGAGAAUAAUGACAGGAAUUCGAAAUGUUAUUGCGUUUUUUGUUAUUGUGUUAUAUGGAGAGACGCAUGGAAAAUAUUUGGAGGGCCUCAACGUGAAUUUAGGAGAUGCUCUUGUAUUCCUUAGGGAAUAUGAUAGUGCAGCUUCGUUAAUGUGUACGAGAGUGAUGAUAGCCCAAUGGAACUUUGCGACAAACGUUACUGAUACAAACCAUCAAAAAAUGGUGGACGAACAAAUAUUAAAAUUAAAAUUUGAAAGAGCUUCUUGGCGGAAAGCAGUUACUUUUGCUUGGAGUCGAAUACCAGAUCCUUUGGCAAGAAGGGAACUUAAAAUGAUCGCUACGAAAGGUCGAAGUUCCCUGACUGAUGAUAAAUUUAAUGAGAUACAUCGUUUGAUAGCAGAGAUGAAAGAGAUUUAUGUUAAAGCCAGAGUAUGUUCGUACAAACAAAUUGAUGGCGAAUGUAAUUUGAGUUUGGAUUACGAUCUAAAUAAAAUAAUGGCAACGUCAAAAGAUUACGACGAAUUAUUGCAUUAUUGGCAUGCUUGGCAUGAAGUAAUUGGUCCACAAUUACAAAAUAAAUACUUGAGAUAUGUUCAAUUGGCAAAUCGAGCAGCUAAAUUGAAUGGUUUUGCUGAUGCUGGCGAUCAGAUGAGAGAGUUAUUUGAAGAUGAAUAUUUCCAACAAAAUAUGGCGGAGAUAAUGUCAGCAAUAACUCCACUCUAUAAAAAUCUUUUCACUUAUGUGCGAUCAAAACUGAUUGAAAGAUACGGUGAUAGAAUACGCGAGGAUGGACCUUUACCGGCACAUGUUUUAGGAGAUAUGUGGUCUCAAAAUUGGGAAGGUUUGUUCGAGUUAGUGCAACCAUUUCCUGCAAGCCGAAAGCUCGAUGUAACUUUGGAUAUGAUGAUUCAAGGUAUUACUCCAAUAAGGAUGUUUCAAAUAGCGGAAGAAUUUUUUACUUCGCUCGGAAUGAAACCGAUGCCACCGGAAUUCUGGAAAUUUUCUAUAUUAGAAAAACCUAUUGAUAGAGAAAUUAAAUGCACUCCUAGUGCGUGGGAUUUUUGUAAUAGAAUUGAUUACAGGAUAAAACAGUGUACUAGAGUCACAAUGGAAGAUUUGUUAUCUACCCAUUAUGAAAUGGCCCAUUUGCAAUAUUAUUUACAAUACAAGGAUCAUCCAUUGCUAUUCCGAAACGAAGCAAUUCCAGGAUUCCAUGAAGCUGUUAGUGAUGCCAUUGGUUUAUCCAUUUUUACUCGUCAACAUUUACAUAAAAUUGGGCUGCACAAUAAUUUAACGGACAAUUAUGAUAGUAGCAUAAAUUUUUUAAUGUUAAUGGCACUUCGCAAAGUAGCUUAUAUGCCGUUUGCUUAUAUAGUUGAUCGGUGGAGAUGGCGCGUAUUUAGUGACGGCGUGGAAGAUAUGACAGCGCAUUGGUGGGAAUUAAGAUUGCAAUAUCAAGGCAUUGUUCCACCUGUACCCAGAUUUGAAAGGAAUUUUGAUCCAGCAGCGAAAUAUCACAUCCCAGCAGACAGUCCUUAUGCCAAGUAUUUUGUAAGUACUGUAUUACAGUUUCAACUGUUCCAAUCUUUGUGUGAAAUUUCUGGUCAUAUUGGCGAAUUGCACACUUGCGAUCUUUAUAGAUCACGAGAAGCAGGUCGAUUACUAUCAGAUAUUCUGUCAAUGGGAGCUUCUAGACCGUGGCAAGACGUUGUUAGACAUAUGACAAGAAGCAGGACGAACAGAAUAGACGCUGGUGCCAUGCUCAAAUAUUUUGAGCCUUUAAAUGCAUGGUUAAAACGACAAAAUGAGAUGCAACCUGUGAUCGGCUGGAUCACAAGUCGCGAUGACAGAGAAUUAUUCGCACAAUGGUACGAAAACAAUGCACGAAGAAUUGAAUUGUGGAGUUUAUUUCCUCUGCUUGUAACUGCUAAAAUUAUUAUUUAUAUUAAUAAUUAUAUAUUACAUCCAGUGAUUUAA